Molecule: messenger RNA, 2369 nt
Organism: Vitrella brassicaformis
Lineage: Eukaryota; Vitrellaceae
Source: the annotation of a GenBank genome assembly
AGACACAUACGUACACCGCACACAGGGUGUGGUCUACUCUGUCUCAUCAGCAAUUCAUGUAGUCUCACUUGUCCGUCCGUCACACGCACGCACACGGAGCGAUCGAUGGAUUAGUCAGUCAGUCUGGGCUGCACAAACGCCUCGACCACUGACUGCAUGCGCACAUCACAUCCUCUCCGACUGACAGUGACUGACAGCUCUUGUUCGAUCCCUGACCGACAAACAGAUAAAUACUGUCUACAUGCACACACAACCAAAACAGGCCAACUGCAAAGAAAGAGUCCCGUCUAGCCUCCUUUCUCGUCCAUUCAGCUUCAGCCUCCGCUGCAUGUCAGUCAGUCAUUGCCCUCCCUCCUCCACACAUCCCAUCAUCAGCGUCUCGUCCAGCUCGUCUAUGAAGCGACAAGACGAGCUAAGGGACGAUGCACCACCCACAGUGGCAGCGGCACCGCCACAGCCGUGUGCACCGCUUGCGUCACCCUGUAUCCGCGCAUCACAGAACCAACACACAAUGACGCCACCAAGGCACUCGCUAGCCGGCCGUCGCCGGCCUCCCUUAUUAUGUACCUCCGUUUGCACAUCGGCGCCAUGUACAGGUGCGGCGAAGAUCUGUGCCAUGCGAUAGUGGUGCGCGUCUCGAGCCAUGAGCACCUGAUCGCCUGUCUGCUUUCCCCUUGGUGUCGAUGCUGCCGCCUUGGCCUUGGCCAUCUUCUUGCUGCCUGCCUGGCGCGAGAGUCUGUCGCGGACCUGCUUGUGGACGGGACUGAAAGGGAGGCGCCGCAUGUGCUCCAGAUGGAGACGCUGGACCAGGUCCCACAAACCGCUGGUGGACAAAGAAGGAGGCGACAGAGAGAGAGUGGGGAACAGGUAUGUAAAAUAGUCGAUCGACGAACCAUCGGUACGCCAGACGGAGGAGCUCCUCAUUUUUGAGCUCACAAACGCGCGUCCCUUGCUCAUCACCUGCAUGACACAACAGACAGAACAUCAGCCCCAUGGCACUUGUCAACCAACCGCAUGGAAUGCAUUGCUGGCCCGCCCACCCACGCACCGACCUGAGCGGCCUUUGAGGCGGAUGCAUCGCCUCAGCAUUUCUCUCCCGCCGUCACCCAGCGUCAGGGUCAUGCCGUCUUCAUACUCAAAGCGCUGCACCCACACAUGCACAGCACAUACAAUACAGAAACACGAGCAGAGCACGGGACGUUCAUUCAUGUACAUAAAUGUACCGACCCACCGACCGACCGACCAAACUCACUCACUCACCAAUUUGGGCGGUAUGGUCGAAGCGUCGGAGAGCCGCAGCAGGUCGUCCUUGCGGAUCUUCAGCCCUUGUAUGGUGACCUCCUCCACGCCCGUAUCCCUUGUCCGCAGGUAUCCCUCCACCUUGGCGUGUCGCGACUUGCCGGGCGGCGGCCGAUAUCGGCCGCCCUCCUCUAUUAUCAUCUCGCCCGUUGUGGCCACCUCCAGCAACUUGGGCACCCGCGGACCUGUGGGCACCCCUCGUUGUGGCACGGGCUCGUCGUCGUCGUUGUCCUCGUCCUGAUCGUAAUCGUCAUCCUCAUCCCAGCUCCCCUCACCGUCGUCGGCACAGGGGUCCUCAGGCAUCAUGAUGCCUGGGGGAGUAGGCGUCACCGUCGUGCUGCUGUAGGCUUUUGCCUCCUGUUUGACGGCAGCUCUCGCUCUCUGCCGUGCCAGCUCAUUCAGGGCAGCGUCGCGUUGAGCUUCGACCUGCAUGCAACCAUCCAUCCAUCCAUCCAUCCAUCCAGUGGCCACAGAAAGGAAUCCACGUGUGUGUUGUGUGCGUCAGGCAACACCUGUUGGCAGCGUCGCUUCCAUUGGUCUCUCUGGGCUUCGAGCUCAGCGAUUCGUUUCCUCGAUUCGUGCCGAGGAGUUCCACGAUAUCCAGGAAGCAUGGAACCUCGGCUGAGGUCUGCAGGCAACAAGGAAGCAAGGCAGCGUGGAAGUAGCAGACAGACACACGCAGACGCACGAAGGAUGUGCGCACCAUUGAGCGGUUGCUGACAGCAGCGACUCGUCCUGAGCAGCAAACGCACACACACAACGCCAGGUCGAUGAACCAUGAACACACACGAGCGAUGGUACCUGUAGCCCCUGAGGAAAUCUAGCCUCUGAGGAUCUCCUCGUUCUGCCUGCCUUGAGGAUCUCCUCGUUCUGCCUGCCUCAGAUACACACAGAACAGCAUUCACUGACUGACUGACUUUGACUGACUGGAUCUUCCCUCCUGCACAGAUCUCCCUUCUCUGCUCACCGUCGUGCAGACGCCUGCUCUGACCUGACGAAGUAGCCACUCGACUCGAGGUGGCGAGCUUGAGACUGGGGCGUCGUGCCCCCCCGCGUCUCGUCAAACGCAU